AUGGGUGCAUCAGGCUUAGGUUCUGGUUUAGCAAAUUGCAUUAAUCUCUCAAAUUUGACACUUUACCUUGAUGUCAAUUAAAUUGGUGCAAUUGGUGCAUCAGGCUUAGGUUCUGGUUUAGCAAAGUGCAUUAAUCUCUCAAAUUUGACACUUUAACUUCGUGGAAAUUAAAUUGGUGACGAAGGUGCAUCAGGCUUAGGUUCUGGUUUAGCAAAGUGCAUUAAUCUCUCAAAUUUGACACUUGAUCUUAG
This is a messenger RNA of Tetrahymena thermophila SB210, 251 nucleotides long. RefSeq lists its product as hypothetical. The record is from RefSeq and is a predicted model, not a curated record. The transcript is spliced from 3 exons. The annotation marks the transcript as partial. NCBI's taxonomy places the organism in Eukaryota, Ciliophora, Oligohymenophorea, Hymenostomatida, Tetrahymenidae.